GGAUAUGUCCGUAUGAUGCGCCGUCACCCAGUGGGCACGGAGGCCCACAAUGACAUUAUUAAUGUGCUGGAGGCAGUGCAUGAGAUUGGCCGUGUACGACCUCAGGAACCUGAGGCCCCGAACGAGGAGGCAGCUACUCCUGCGGCAGCGCCUACUCAGAGGCCAAGCACUACUGAGAGCCCAAGCACGAGCACAGCUCCUGCCGGACGUUGCUCUCGUUCGCCUGUUGCUACCCCUCAGGUUGUCCCUACCCUCGAUCCCUCUCCAUCCACCGCACAUCCAUCCCUUAGCCCCACCAUCCCUUCACCCACCCCACAUCCAUCCGUUAGCCCCACCAUCCCUUCACCCACCUCACAUCCAUCCCCUACCCCCACCAUCCCUUUAGCCACUCCACAUGAGUCCCCUGGUCCCACCAUCCCUCCACCCACCCCACAUGAGUCCCCUAGUCCCACCAUCCCUCCACCCACCCCACAUGCCUGUCCUGGGUCUGACAUUCGUCCACCCACCCCACGGUCAUUUCCUGAGCUAUCACCUAUUCCAUCAUAUGACCUGGGUCUUGAUCAAACCCCUCCUGACUUGCAACCCCUCCCACCUUCCCACAGUACGUCCACUGGCCCUUCUUCAGCCGUUGACCCACCACAUGUGCAGCCUGAGCAGCCUGUUGGGUUAGCUGCAGCGGCAGAAGGUCGACCAAAACGCAUAUCUAAGGCACCUCCUUGUGGGACAGGGGGGCACAAACAUGGACACAACGCUGGGCCCGACGCAUCUGACGAAGGACAUGCAAGACCUCCUCCUUAUUAUACGAGAAAGCGUAAGGUUCAAAAAAGGUGAAAGGUACAGUUGGGACAUUAGCUGGAGGUAGAUAUUCAUGUGUUUGUGAAUAAUACAAUUCUUGUUGCUGUUAUC
This is a messenger RNA of Quercus robur (English oak), 906 nucleotides long. RefSeq names its product vegetative cell wall protein gp1-like. Lineage: Eukaryota; Viridiplantae; Streptophyta; Magnoliopsida; Fagales; Fagaceae. The coding region runs from base 13 to 831 and encodes 272 amino acids. The record is from RefSeq and is a predicted model, not a curated record. The transcript is spliced from 2 exons.